GUCUGCCAUCUGCAGUAUUAAAGGAAAACUUUGUAUUCGUGCACUGAAAUUCAUUAUACUAAAUUAGGCGUUAUGUGUAUGUGCGCGUUACUCAAGCCAUGCAGUGUUGUGUGUGACAGAUUCUCUAAUAAUAUCACAACAUAAUUUACAUAGCCCUCUACAGCAUCUCAAGAAUUUCAAUAGGCGAAUAGUUUAUUAUCGUCUGCAUUUUGCGUUUAUUGUUCCUCCCUUAUGGCAAAUUGUUGUUAAGUGUAUGAAAUAUAUCGAUCUACAAAUGUGUUUGUGAUAGAGCAAAAGAUGACAUAUGUUCAAUGAGAUGGAAACAAACUUAAGAAAUCUUUUGAGCUUCUGCGAACGGAAAUGUAGUUUUCUUAUUGGGUCGAAACAGAAAACAUCUCAUCAUGAUUCACACCAAUACUUAAAUACAAUGGGAGAAAUAAAUAAUUCACAAAUGUAGUGUACUAGCUGGAAGUUGUUAUUUGUUGAAUAUUGAUGCUCUGAACUGAGUACGAGGGCAACCACAGCGUAAAAUCAAUCCCACCGUGAAAUGCCUUUGCAACAAAUAAGUGUUUCUCCACUGGAUUGGGUUAAAGAUGCUGGACACACUGGAAGACAAAAUCGCGAUUGGAAAGUUCAGGAACCUGUUUUUACUACAUCAAGUCCAAAUCCACCUGAAAGAUGUUCUUCUCAUGCUUCAAGCCUCUCUAACAAUCAUGACAUUUGCAGAAUUUGCCACUGUGAAGGAGACAGCGAAGUUCCACUCAUUGCUCCCUGCUACUGUGCUGGGUCAUUGCGGUAUGUUCACCAAGCUUGCCUACAGCAAUGGAUCAAAUCAUCAGACAUCCGUAGCUGUGAGCUCUGCAAGUUUCAGUUUAUCAUGCAGAGCAAGAUCAAGCCUUUCAGUGAGUGGGAAAUGCUGGAAAUGUCAGGAGUGGAAAGGAGAAAAUUAUUGUGCUCUGUCACAUUCCAUGCUGUAGCAUUGACAUGUGUCGUAUGGUCACUAUAUGUGCUGAUUGACCGUACAGCCGAAGAGGUGGGGCGAGGAUCCCUGGAAUGGCCUUUUUGGACAAAGCUGGUUGUUGUGGCUAUUGGUUUUACAGGUGGCCUCGUUUUCAUGUACAUCCAGUGUAAGGCAUACGCACACCUCUGUCGUCGUUGGCGUGCCUUCAAUAGAGUUAUAUUUGUACAGAAUGCACCGGAGAAAAUGCCUUCUGGACCUGUGCAGUAUAGCGCACCACCCUUGGCCCGUGAGGAGUCUCUCUUCCUUUCGGAGGCAUCUCACGUCUUAAUGGAAGAUGCUGUGUCAACAAACCAGGUCGGAGCUGAAAGGACUGAGCUCAGCAGUCCCAGCAGCAGUUGCCAUGUUACAUCACCUGCAGAAGCAUUAGGUGCUCCAGAGGAGGCUGUCUCCCUUUGUGAAAUUAGCCGUCUGCUUCAGGUGGAAGAUGCUUCAGAGGAUGCUGGACGAUCUACAGCAACACCAGCUGUAGCAUCCCUUAGUGCCAGCAGCAGUGAGGAAUCAUUCCCUUCACCAUCGACACAACUUCUGAAGAUGCCGGUGUCUCCAGAGCGAGCAGCGCGGGGAAGGACAGCUACCGGUCCACAGGGUCGAUCACUUGGCUCACAGUCUCCACUCCUUCACGAUGAUGGCAGUGGUGCCAGUGGAUGCCAGUGAAGACUGCCAGUGCUAGUCUAACAAAAUUUCAUAUCCAGUAACAAGUCACUUAUGUGAGUUAAUUCUUUUAAAGAAACUGUGGAAGUGUCCUCUGAAUUUCUUUUGUGUGCAUCACAGCAAUGUGUCAAAAAAAAUUACGAAGUCCUCCAGGCCCGUGUACAAGCAGGAGACAUUGGUGUAACUGAUUUGCCUUUUUAAAUCGUGCCUGAGUCAUAUUCUACAUAAUGAUUGUCUGUUGUUAAUUGUUUGUAGUCCGCAGUACACCUCUUUAAAUUUUCUGAAAUUUGUAUGUGUUGUAGAAAUUAUAACAUUGAGUUAUAUGUAAGCAGAGUGAGAAGGUGGGAAAUGUAGGUUAAACUUGUAUGCAAAAUGAGGUGCUAAUAAUAAAUAGUCAUAUAUUAGAAA
Messenger RNA from Schistocerca nitens (vagrant locust), 2080 nucleotides. RefSeq names its product E3 ubiquitin-protein ligase MARCHF8. Gene Ontology annotation, molecular function: MHC protein binding; zinc ion binding; ubiquitin protein ligase activity. The record is from RefSeq and is a predicted model, not a curated record. Gene Ontology annotation, biological process: immune response; antigen processing and presentation of peptide antigen via MHC class II; protein polyubiquitination. The coding region runs from base 548 to 1675 and encodes 375 amino acids. The transcript has 6 exons. Gene Ontology annotation, cellular component: lysosome; early endosome membrane; late endosome membrane. NCBI's taxonomy places the organism in Eukaryota, Metazoa, Arthropoda, Insecta, Orthoptera, Acrididae.